AUGGACUUGCCACCAGGAUGUAACUUAGCUCGUGACAAGGAGAAUCAAAGUAAUGCAGAUCACACUUUGUUCUUGAAGUAUGAUGGAAAAAGACUUACUGCAUUGAUUGUUUAUGUGGAUGACAUAGUCGUAACUGGAAACGACACAGGAGAGCAACUGAAACUGCAGAAGUAUUUGUCUCAGGAAUUUGAAAUGAAAGAUUUAGGUGAUCUGAAGUACUUUCUAGGAAUUGAAGUAGCCAGGUCCACAACUGGUAUAUUUAUGUCUCAAAUGAAGUAUGUAUUAGAUCUGCUCACUGAAACAGGAAUGCUUGGAUGCAAACCUGUUGAUACACCCAUCGAGAUGAAUCACAAGUUAUGUGAAGACAUGGAUCAAGAACCAACUAAUAAGGAACAAUACCAACGCCUUGUUGGAAAGUUGAUAUAUUGA
Prunus persica (peach) is the source of this 429-nucleotide messenger RNA. RefSeq lists its product as uncharacterized. The transcript is spliced from 2 exons. The record is from RefSeq and is a predicted model, not a curated record. Lineage: Eukaryota; Viridiplantae; Streptophyta; Magnoliopsida; Rosales; Rosaceae. The coding region runs from base 1 to 429 and encodes 142 amino acids.